GUUUAACAGCUAAGUGCCAGGUUUAAGCACCCUUAAUAAGAAACUAGAAUAAUCAUGUGUUCAAAUUCUUUAUUUCUUAUUUAUUUAGCUUUCUGGACGAUUCAUCAAGAUAGUUGAAUGAGGUUCGAGCAAAUGACAAGCACACACAAAUUAGUUCUUGGAUCAUGGAAAAUUAGACACAACUUUCAUUUCAUUGCAUUUGUCCUCCUCAUAGCGUUUGUGAUUGCUGCUAUUUAUCUAACUCGGGAUAGUCGACGCUUCCUGGUACAGCAGACGACGCCUAAUGAUUCUACUCCGAGCUGCGAUUUGUUCUCAGGCAAAUGGGUUUAUGAUAACGUAUCUUACCCUCUGUACGAGGAGAAACAAUGUUCUUUCAUGGAGGACGCCUUCACGUGCGAGAAGUGUGGUAGGAAGGACUUGAAAUAUCAGAAAUGGCGAUGGCAGCCUCAUGAUUGUGACCUUCCAAGGUUAAAUGCCACUGCAUUGUUGGAGAAGUUAAGAGGGAAGAAGCUUGUGUUUGUAGGGGAUUCCCUGAAUCGAAACCAAUUCAAUUCGAUGCUUUGCCUAAUUGAGCCGUCGAUCCCUCCAUCAACAUCUAAAUCCCUGAUCUGGAAAGGCAACUCCAUCAUCUUUGAGGCCACCGACUACAAUGCGACGAUCGAAUUCCAUUGGUCUCCUUUGUUGGUUGAAUCUAAUUGCGAUGACUUAGUGAACCAUCGGGUACAAACUCGUAUAAUUAGAGUUAAGGCAAUUGAAAAGCAUGCUAGGCAAUGGACAGAUGCAGAUAUACUCAUAUUUGAUUCCUUUAUGUGGUGGUUGAAGCCAAAAAUGACACUUCUAUGGGGAUCAUUUGGAAGCCCUGAUGCAAUCUACAAAGAAGUUGGGAUGAGGCAUCGUCGCUUUGAAAUGGCUUUGAACACAUGGGCAGAUUGGAUGGAAUUCCACAUUAACAGAAACAGAACGAAGUUGUUCUUCAUGAGCUCCUCACCUUUUCACUUUGUAGGUGAAGAUUGGGGCAUGGAUACAAGUCGAAAUUGCUAUAAUGAAACCGAGCCAAUUUUUGAUGAGGGAUAUUGGGGAAGUACAACGGAUCGUGGAAUGAUGCAGAUAGUGGAAUCAGCAAUAUAUGAGCUCGAAACAAGGGGAUUAAAGCCACAGUUUCUGUCUUGGCCACUUCACAAUGAGGCGGGUUAUUCGACUGCUUUGCAUGAUGACGGCGCGGAUGGCAUCUGCUGGGAUAAGACGAAGCAUCUUUAGAUACAUGGCUGUUUUGCGACUGGACCUCCAAGGACUUCGCUGGCUGCAACUCCUCUUGCUCCCAGACAUGGCCCGUUGGAGAGCAAUUUCUCCAGCAUGGCUUUCAUCUGUGCAUUCUCCUCCUUCAACUGCUGGAUGUCCCUGUCGGAAUUAUUUUUCCAGUAAUUCUUUCUCCUCUGGCGAUGAGUAACCCGAUGAAGGCCUAGGCUGUCUACCGAAACUUCUGCGUGGUGGGAGGAUUCUUCCAUCCGUUCACGCUAGUUUCUACUAUUAUUGAAAGUAAUCCGAUUGCUGAAAAGGAUUUUGUAGUUGGCUUUUUCUAUGUUUUUUCAACCGUGAUUUUAGUAUUAGUUUACAACAGUUGACUUAAAGAUCUAUAGAUGUGAGAAUAUGGAUCUUUUAACUCCAUUAUAUUUAAGUGCUAUUUGUAUCAUUCAUAUGGAUUGUGCUUGUUUAGUUUUAGUAUGAACAAUUGGAUGAAAUCGACGGUUGGGAUUUAUUCUAUG
Molecule: messenger RNA, 1763 nt
Organism: Olea europaea var. sylvestris
Lineage: Eukaryota; Viridiplantae; Streptophyta; Magnoliopsida; Lamiales; Oleaceae
Product: protein trichome birefringence-like 34
Exons: 6
Coding region: 118-1257 (379 amino acids)
Cellular component (GO): Golgi apparatus
Molecular function (GO): O-acetyltransferase activity
Source: RefSeq, a predicted model, not a curated record